Molecule: messenger RNA, 231 nt
Organism: Caenorhabditis briggsae
Lineage: Eukaryota; Metazoa; Nematoda; Chromadorea; Rhabditida; Rhabditidae
Exons: 2
Coding region: 1-231 (76 amino acids)
Source: RefSeq, a predicted model, not a curated record
AUGGACGCCAAAUUCCUUCUCUGUGUGGUGGCCCUCGUCAUGUGCUCGAUCGUUCAAGAGGCUAGUGCUCAAUACUACGGAUACGGAUAUGCCUCUUCUUAUUAUCCAUCUUACUAUGGAGGAUAUGGAUCAUACAAUGGAUACUACGGUGGAUAUGGAUAUGGAUCUGCUUAUGCUGGAUACUACGGAAAGAGAGAAGCUGGAUUUGGACCAUCUCAACCAACGAACUGA